Aspergillus saccharolyticus JOP 1030-1 is the source of this 1305-nucleotide messenger RNA. RefSeq lists its product as uncharacterized. Bases 365 to 955 code for a protein of 196 amino acids. NCBI's taxonomy places the organism in Eukaryota, Fungi, Ascomycota, Eurotiomycetes, Eurotiales, Aspergillaceae. The transcript has 2 exons. The record is from RefSeq and is a predicted model, not a curated record.
CGAACCACCUAGCGAGGAUGGCCCUUUAUCACGCAGGGCCGUCAAAACAUUGCUCGAGAGAUUAACUUGAGGAGGUGACGAGAAUGAAAUAGGAUCUUCCCUGAGAACUUGGUGUUAAAGAUUUAUUAUGACAUAUUGGAUUCAAUGAAGGGAAUCUGGGAAUCUGGAAGACAGCCUAUAAUUGUCACAUGAUGUUCACGGAGUAACACACCUACAUUGCUUUGUUGUCUUCUUACCAGAUUCAAUAUCUCAUUUGAUUCUUCACGAAAACUCUCCCGCCUUUCCCCUUGUCGCCAGUUCCAGUGUCACCAUUGCAUUUUGCAUUGUCCUAAAUCUCUAAACGACCGCCCAACUCCUUAUCAAGAUGGGGAAAGUGAAAGCUCACAUCGACACCGAGUUCCCAGCUCCCAACCCUGUCAGAUUCAUUGACCCGCUGAUGCACCCUCCAAGUUACUCCCACUACUUCCACAUAAACUCCAACAGUAAGGGCUGGGACAAGAUCUGGUCGCGCCUGAUCGCCGACACCAAGAUCAUCGUCGCCGCCGCGGACGUGGCCCUGACAGCCGAAGAUGGCCCCUGUUACGACGAGGACCUCGUGACCACAAUCCCACCUCCUAUUGUCUCCGUGGACGAGGGUAUCUACAUCAACGGUGCCGGCAAGGGGGCCAGCAAGCCCCUGGUCAUCGGGCCCCAUGAAGACGGACAUUUCAACUACGUGAAGACGAAUUGGAAGCCGUACGACGUCGUCGUCUGUUGUGUGCUACUCCGGGCUGCGAUGUUGGCGCCCCAUGCUGUGCAGCUGAGUUCGGAUGGCUUCUGGGAGGAGGAGCUUUCAUGGAAGGAGGUGAGGCGGCUCUAUCAAUCGCUCUGGCCGGAGGAUAAUCUCUACUGCCCGUGGAAAGAGCCAGCCGUUGAAGAUCCAAAUGGUGGCAGUACUGGCUGUGCGCCCAGCUAGGAGUCGCCUGGAGGGAUUCUCGCGGUCUGGAAUCCAGGUUCUGAUUUGACUUGAUCAUGUAUGGAGCUCGAACUCAGCCCACUUAAUACACCGGUCGGUAGCCGCCGUUAUGAAAAUGCAGCAAAGUGAUGCUCACUUUCUACAUUCCGAGUAUUCUGCCAGCAGAGUCAGCUUUCAAGUUAACUGUGUAGAGCCACUUGUAUACGAAAUUCUACUUGGCCUUAUCUUAUUCGAUAGAGGACGGCUUGGGGGAGCCUCUGGAAGAAGGUCUUGAUACUUUCACCGUUGUCAUGCUGAGAAACGAACUGAUAUGGUAAUAUAGGAUAGUCUUGCUUGACACAUGUGGUCAG